AUGAAACGAUUAUCGGAUGAACAAGAGUCAGUAAUUAAACGUCGUCGACGUGUUUUUGUUUCUUCCUUAUCAACAACAUCAGCUGAAAUCAAUGAAUAUGAAGAAGAAAUUAUUAUUAAUGAACAUAUUAUUCCAGUAGACAGUCAAAAUGAUCAUAAUGAAGAUGAUAUUAUUGAAAUAGUACAUGAAAAUAUGAAUAGUACAUAUCAACAAAUGGAUCAUACAAUUAUAGUGCUUUCAGAUUCUGAUUUAGAUGAGGAUCAAAUCAUUGACGUAACUGAUAAUAAUUUUCUAUCAAUAACACCAAUAAUCAAUGCACUAAUAUCAUCACCUUUUAAUGAAUUAGUCGAAACAAUUGAAAUUAAUGAAAUAAAUUUUGAAAAUGUUCAUGAGUUAAUUGAUUUAACAGAUGAUGAAACAAAUUCUAUUUGUUGUUCAUCGAAUAAACUUGAACAUCAAUCAUCAAUUGAUGUUGAACAAUGCCCAAUAUGUUUAGAAACUCUUACUGAUUUACAAUAUACAGGUGUUUAUUUAAUAAUUACACAAUGUAGUCAUAUUAUGUGUACAUUAUGUAGUCGUCAAUUAUUAGCUACAUCAUCUCGAUGUCCAUUAUGUCGAAAGAAUCUCAAUUCAAAUACACUUCUGCCAUAUUAUAUAAUGGCUCUUGCUGCUAUUCAAGCAUCAUAUAAUGAUGAUGAUGGUAAUGAUGAGAAAAGUACAGCAAAGGAUGAAGAAGAAAUCUAUAAUCAAGUGGCUGUAAUAACGGAUCCAGCAUUUUCUGUUAUGUCAAAAAUAAAACUUGAUUUAGCACCAGUUAUUGCUAUUCAGAAUAUUCCAAUUUUAUUUGUUCUUAUUUCAUUAUAA
Messenger RNA from Rotaria sp. Silwood2, 864 nucleotides. Lineage: Eukaryota; Metazoa; Rotifera; Eurotatoria; Philodinida; Philodinidae. The record is from the annotation of a GenBank genome assembly.